Messenger RNA from Harpegnathos saltator (Jerdon's jumping ant), 2918 nucleotides. RefSeq lists its product as uncharacterized. The transcript has 3 exons. The coding region runs from base 1131 to 1832 and encodes 233 amino acids. The record is from RefSeq and is a predicted model, not a curated record. Lineage: Eukaryota; Metazoa; Arthropoda; Insecta; Hymenoptera; Formicidae. Gene Ontology annotation, molecular function: zinc ion binding; nucleic acid binding.
CCCCGGCGUGUCCGGAAUCGGGCCCGAGGCGGCCGAGGGGGUGGCCUGUGGCCGCUCCUCCUCGGCUGACUCUACCUCGGGCACACUGCCGAUUCCCCCCCGGGGAGCGCCGACCCCCGCAUACGACGCUGUGUGAAAUAUUUGCUAUUUCCUGGUGUAUCCUACUGAACUUUGACCUGGCUUUGAUCUGUGAAUACGAUUUGGACUUGAUCUGUGAAACUUUUGAGAUAUUUGGUUUUGAUAAACCUAUUCGAUUGCUUUACGCCAUUUUGAUUUUUGCUAUACAACAUGGACCAAGAAAAAGAUAUAACUCAAACAACCGUGGAUUUUAUUUUGGCUGAUAUGGAAAUGUGCUCUGAUGAAAACCAAAGCCCAUCGACACAGUCAAUACCAGAUCGAUCUCAACUAGAAGCUUCAGUGAGAUUAGAAUUGGAAAGGUUAUAAACCGUGCUAUGUACGACCUAUGGAAAUUCGCCUUUAACCUAAAGAGCAUGGGGUCGCGUAAGUUCUCAAUCACUUUCCCAGACCCCCUGCUCGCUAACAGAUUUGUUACCCGCAUGGAUAAGAUGGGCAAACAAAUUGUGGAAAAAACCAUCUGGGCAGCUUACAUUCCUGAUUACCGAGUCUCGGUAAAAGUUAUUACUAAGGAUAUCGAUUCUUCUGAAACACCGGAAGAAAUUAUGGAUAAUCUACUUCCGCCUCUGUUCUGGAAUGAAGAUUGGCCUAAAUUGUUGGAUGCUAAAUUUAUUCCUAGAAAAGUGCAAGAUCGUAAGAACCCAAACUCAAACAUUAUUAUAAAUUCUAAUAUUUUGAUUCUUACGUUUAAGAGUCACACCCAACCAAAUGCUGCAUUAUACAUGGAGAAGAAGAUUAGGUUUACACCCUAUAUACAAAAAGUCAAGAGAUGCUACACCUGUCAGCGGUUCGGACACCUUGUCAUACAGUGCAGAGGUGGUGAACAGGCCAAAGUUUGUGGCAACUGCGCUUCCAAGGACCAUGCCACUGGCGAGAGCAAAGAAGAAAAGCGAGCAUGCAUUAACUGCAUUCGUCGCAAUAUGACAUCGCAUUAACAUAAGGCCAGUGACCCUAAAUGUCCUAUCUUUACAGAAUGUAAACAACUUAAGGUGAUUAUGGCCAAAUUGGGACUAGGUCCUAGUGAUGUUUUAAAUCUUUAUAAGCAAUUUGGCUCCCGCCUUCCGGAUGAUUGGCUGGAGGGCAAUAACAGAAGAGAAAACGAUCUUCCCACUUUUGGGAACUUUUUACCAUGGUACUCUGGACAACCAUUACUUAUACAAAAUUCCUCAUUCCCGGGAUUGUCAACAAACUCCAUCAUGGAGGAAAGGGAUACUCAUAAAGAAACUGUAACUUACAGUAAACCAAAUAACAAACAAUCAGCUGCCUGGAAACGUAAAAAGUUGGCUGAUUCUGAAACUUUUAUUGAUAAAACUAACAAACAAUUUCAUAACAAAUCAGUCCGCAAUCCUCCUAAUGACAUUCAACCUCCUCCAGACAUACUUGAUAAAUCUCAUUCUAAUGAUGAUACUGCAAUGAUGGAGUCUAAUGACAUUAUUGUUCCCCAGCCUGCAAUGAUGGAGUCUAAUAACAUUAUUGUUCCCCAGCCUGAAUCAGCUACUGGUGAAAUGAUUGGAGAAUUCAACCCUGUUUCUGAGGUUGAUGUUGAUUAUCUAUUAAAAUUUAAUAGUAUCUUCAAAGAAUUUCAAAAAGACUUUGAUUCCGCCAACUCUGAGGAGAACUCCUGUAUUAUCAUUACCGGUUCUCUUAAUAAAUUGUCUCAUGCCCCACUACUCUCUUUCGAAAGUAGACUGGAAUAAAUUCAAUAACCAAAUGAACUCCUCCUCUGAAGCACUCCUUCAAUCAGAGGACACCUCGGAACCAGCAUCUGCGUAUGAUAAGUUCACCCAACUUAUUGAUGAUUCCUUGCAAUCUGUUGGAGCCCGUAGCAAGAAGUCAGUUAACUUCAUACGAAGACCUCCUUCCCCGUGGUGGGAUGAAAAAUGCGUCGAGAUUGUUAAACCUAAAAUUGCAGCCUAUCACGAAUACAAGAGGCACCCAACAGGAGAAAACUUAGAUAUUUAUAAUAAUAUUUGCAAGUCAGUUAAAAUACAACUUAGAAAAAUUCGUAAUGAUAAAUAUAAAGAGUUCUGCUCCUCUUUGAAUAAAGAUUCGGACGUUAACAGUGUGUGGAACUCGGUAUCGGCAUUUAAGAGGAAAAAGCAUAUUAAAAAUAUCAAUAUCGAACUAUCAAAUGAAAGCCUUAACACAAUAACGAUUACGUUUAACAAUGCAGUUUCAGACAGAGAGCUUAUUAUUAUAACACCGUCCUUUAUAAGAGACAACAUUAAAGUCAACGAUUUAGAGUGCCUGUCGCCUUUUAUUGAUCACCAUAAGGACUGUCAACUUCUUCAUGAAGAUUUCAGCGCUGAAGAAUUCAAUUUAGUCAUCCAAAAUAAUCUUAAAGGAAAGAAAAAUAAAGCUCCGGGGCUCGACCAUCUUUCUUUCCGUAUCCUCUCACAUCUUCCGGAUUGGUGUUUUAAUCUUAUUUAUAAUUUAUUCAAUGACUUCUUCCGUCAUGGUAAUUACCCUACCUCCUGGAAGCAUUACUAUAUGAUUUUUAUCCCGAAACCAGGCUCCACGAAGUUACGUCCUAUAUCUCUGUCGAACACUUUACUCAAAAUAUUUGAAUAUUUGAUUAAAAAUCGUCUUGAGUGGUGGGUUGAAGCUCAUAAGGUUUUGCCAUUUUAUCAAAACGGAUUUAGACGCAAUAGAUCGUGUGCUAAUAGCGCUCUUGCAUUGAAAACUUACUUUCGAAGCGCCUUCCAUAACAAACAGAUCGUAGGUGAUGUUUUUGUGGAUCUUAAGGGUGCUUUUGAUAAUGUUAACCCCUUCAAGUUGCUUUA